AUACAUUAUUCCCAGCAGUAUUGGCAGCUGCAGCUGGACGGACGACGGCGCACGGCGCCACCGGGCCACAUGGAGCUCCUGCGGGACAGCAUCCCCAUGGUGUCCCUGGCUGUCCUGGUGGCCGCGGUGUGCGCGCGCGCCGCGUCCUCGUGGCUCCGCCCCGGCCUCCGCCGUCUCGUGUCGUUGCUCCCGGUGGUCGCCUUCCUUGCUGCGGCUCCCCUGGUCUUCUCCUCUGCAAACAUCCGGGGACUCGCAGGCUUCUUCCUCGGGUGGCUCGGCGUGUUCAAGGUCGUCCUCCUGGCCGUCGGCCGCGGCCCGCUCGACCCCGCGCUCCCGGUUGUCCCGUUCGUCUUCACCACAGCGCUCCCCGUUAAGCUCAGAGGCUGCUGCGGCAGCGGCACCGGCACCGGCGCUGCCGGAGCCGGAGCAGCCGCGUGCAGCAGGGCCAAAUCGGCGUCCCUCGUUUCGUGCGCGGUCAAGGUCGCCGUCUUGGCCGCCAUCCUCCAUGCCUACCAGUACGUGAACCAGCUGCAUCUCUACGUUCGCCUCGCUCUGUACGGCGUCCACAUGUACUGCUUCUUGGACUUCCUCCUCCCCUGCAUCGCGGCAGCCGGCGGCGCGCUCGGCAUGGAGAUGGAGCCGCAGUUCGACCGCCCGUACCUGGCGUCGUCCCUGCGCGACUUCUGGGGACGGCGGUGGAACCUCAUGGUGUCGGCCAUCCUCCGGCCGUCAGUCUACGACCCCGUGCGCGCGGGCGCCGGGAAGGCACCGGCCGUCCUGGCCACGUUCCUCGUGUCCGGGCUGAUGCACGAGGUCAUGAUGUACUAUCUCGCCCUGCGACCACCCACCGGCGAGAUGACGGCCUUCUUCCUGCUCCAUGGCGUGUGCUGUGUUGCCGAGGAGUCGUGCGCGCGGCGGUCGGCGGAGUCGGGGUGGCGGCCGCCGCCGCGACCCGUGGCUACGCUGCUCGUGAUGGUGUUCGUGGCCGGCACGGCAUUCUGGCUCUUCUUCCCGCCAAUUUGCAGGGAAGGAACGGAGGAGUUGCUGCUGGAGGAGUGGGCAGCGGUGGGGGCGUUCUUCAACGACGCCGGCCGAAAGCUGCUCCCGUAUGUUUAGCCCAUCAAGUCUGUUCGCUUGACAUUAUUAUGGCUUAUCAGGCAAACCAAUUACCUUGAAACUCGGCACGGCAUUCGUGCUGCGCCAGCUUAGGCCUUGUUUAGAUGCGAAAAGAUUUUGGAUUUUGUUAUUGUAGCACUUUCGUUUGUUUGUGGUAAAUCUCCUAUAUACACAACUAAAAAGACUAGAAGAUGGACAUUUUUUUUGUGCCGCAAUCGCUUUCGUCCGUCUGCCUCGCCGUGCGUCCGCGCCUCCGCAUGGCUACUAUGGAAACAUCCUGCAGACUCCCCUCCCCUUUCCUAUCUUGUCUGCACGGGCGCCCAAUCCUUGCGCCAAUCUCCUCCGUGAGAGCGCCCCAAUCCCUCCGUCAGCAGCAAGAGAGCACCGUCCGCCGCGAGACCGUCAGCGAGCGAGACCCAGAGCGUCGUCCGCGCGCACAGCUACCGUCCGCGCGAGCCUCAUCCUCGAGCGCCGCCCAUGACCACUCCGCGACCGCUGUGAUCUCGGGCGGCUGCCGUCCGCACGAGCCCCGUCUCGACCGACCGCCGUCCGUCCGCGCGCGCCACCGUCCGUCCGCGCGCGCCGCCGUCCUUGCGAGCCCCGUCCUCAAGCGCCGAUCCGCUGCCGUUGUGGAUCUACAGGCCAUCUCCUCCCACCCCCUGAUUCGCUGCCAUCUGGUCUGGGAGGCCGAGUGGGCGGCAGCAGGAGCCCACAGGCGGCACGCCAAACCAGGACAGCCAUGGUCGUGGUCUUCGAGGCCGGACGGGCGACAGUAGAAGCCAGCAGGCCAAACGCAUCCAGCACCCCAGUCUGGCUCAUCGUCGCCAGCCACACCCUUUGGCCAGUUGAUUAGAGGUCCGACAGCCGGGAGUUACUCUUCUGCUCAGGUUGCCAGAAAGAAAUUUACUCAAAUCAAGCAGAAAUUGGUUGUUCUACUCAUUGUUUUUGAUCCUCACUUCUCUCCCAGGUUGGUGACUAGCUCUUUAUCGUCUAUUAGAAAGAAAUCUCAGCAAGUUUCAUUUUUUGAACAUACUAGUCAAUAGAGUUGUAACUUUGUAUGUCAGGUAGGGCAAAUAUUCUGGUAAUUAGAAUUGCAACUUUGACCAUCACUGUUCUUUCUAAAAUUUCUGAUACUUAAAAUAGAAGUGAUUGACAGAUUAUAAAUUAAAUCCAGUGUGCAUCCCCACUGUAUAGACCAGGUUUUGACAAUAUUAGAUAUUAGAAGCCUUAAGCCUACUUUUCAUACUAUUUUUAUUGCAUAUUGUAAUUUUGAAAAAAAAAAUUAUUUGGUGCUUUUUAAUCAAGGUUCAGUUUGUUUUGUUUUAGUGGCUCAAUAAGAAGUUAUAUUUGUGGUUAUCUCAUUAUCAGGAUGAACCCACUGUAAUCAUUCUUAUUUCUUAAUCUGCACAUACAUCUAGCAAGAGAUAAACUUGCUUUAAAUACAAUCUAAGCUUUACAGUUUACUCUACCUUUGAGGUUCAAACUCGUAGCUGAACUUGAUUGACGUGCUCAACCACCAAGGCCUCAUUCCAUAAUUUAGUUAUACAAGACACAGAGCACCUACAAGUCAUUGUUUUUUCUGAUAGGAAUUCUUUUGUUAUUUGUCUUUUGGUUUUUGUCCAACACUUGUCAUCGAUACAAACUGAACUGUAUGUGGUAUUCUUUUUGUCAAGCUAGAGCACUGAAUCGUCGUGAUAAUUUCAAUAUGACAGGUAAAGAGAA
Molecule: messenger RNA, 2838 nt
Organism: Sorghum bicolor (sorghum)
Lineage: Eukaryota; Viridiplantae; Streptophyta; Magnoliopsida; Poales; Poaceae
Product: probable long-chain-alcohol O-fatty-acyltransferase 5
Exons: 2
Coding region: 70-1116 (348 amino acids)
Biological process (GO): lipid metabolic process
Source: RefSeq, a predicted model, not a curated record